AGUACUAAAAAUGUCAGUAGCUUCGUUUCCCAUGGUCGUAGAUUUUUUAUUGAUUUAGAGUGAAAACAUGUAAUUAUUAACUGUUGUUUGUGUUGUUUGCAUUUACUGUCAUUGAUAUGUUUUGUACUUAACCAAACUUGUAGGUGUUUUGUCUUUUUUACCUAGUAUACGACAAAUAAAAAUAAUGGAAUACAAACCGUAUUUCUUUGCGAGGCAUUCCGCCUUCAGCCCUUAUAGGAUGAUGAGGAAGGAAAUGGGGUUCACAACACCCGUUGGCAGUGGGGAUGCAUACGCUCGCAGUCUGUAUUGUGGGAUGAAGCCUAUAGCUUCGUGGGACUGUGAACAGAUCAGUCAUGGUUUGCCCACUGGAGGCGUUUACAACCUUGAGUUCUCCCCGGAAGGGUCACUGCUUGUUGCUGCUUGUGAGAAAAAGUGUAUACAGAUAUUUGAUCCGCUCAAUCAUAAGAGGAUUCACUCGGUCCAUGGAGCUCACUCAGACUGUGUAAACUGUGUCAAAUUUUUAGAUGGACGAAUGUUUGCUACCUGCUCUGACGACACAACAAUCGCUCUAUGGGAUGUAAGAAACCUGAAGAAGAAGAUACGCUCACUGUUUGGACACUCGAAUUGGGUCAAAAAUAUUGAAUUCUCGUUCAAAGACAAGCUUUUAGUCACGUCUGGUUUGGAUGGCAGUAUUUAUACAUGGGACAUCAAUUCCUACACAGAGUACAACUUAGUAUACCAGCGAGUGUUCCACGCGUCUGGCCUGAUGCGGUGCCGGCUGUCGCCCGAUGCGCGCCAGAUGGUGAUGUGCACCACCGGCGGCCUGCUCGUCAUCAUCCACGACCUCAACCUGUCCACGCUGGCGCAGCACCUGCACGGGUUCAAGCCAAAUCUAUACCGGCUGAUGCAGAUGAGCCAGCAGCUGAUUCCUAUCGCCGCCAUGUACGACCACCUAUUCGACAGCAGCCGCAAGGAGAACCGCAUCGAGUUCGUGUCGGACUUCCCCGACGGGAACGAUGCUAAGGUCGUCAGCUCGCUGCAGAUACAUCCGCAGGGGUGGAGCGCGCUGAGCAGGAAUAUCAGCCAUGAUGACAGAUCAGAGUGGUCAUGCAUCCACGACAUCCAGCCGUACCCGGAAACGAGCGACAAGUCGACGCGCGACACGAGCGCGUGGGAGGCGCGCUCGUCGCCGCGCCGCGUGCCCGCGCGCCGCGUCGUGCGCCGUCUGCGCCCGCGCCCGCGCGCGCCCCGCCCACAGGCCUCCGUCACGCCCGCCACGCCCACGAGGCCUAACACAUCACGCUCGCUGCCCGCGCGCCGCGUCGUGCGCCGCCUGCGCCCGCGCCCGCGCGCGCCCCGCCCACAGGCCUCCGUCACGCCCGCCACGCCCACGAGGGUUAGUGACCACACUAACACAUCACGCUCGCUGCCCGCGCGCCGCGUCGUGCGCCGCCUGCGCCCGCGCCCGCGCGCGCCCCGCCCACAGGCCUCCGUCACGCCCGCCACGCCCACGAGGGUACCACCCACUCGCAGGCGACCCGCCGAACCCCAAUUCGAGAGAGAAAGAGACGAAGACAGGGACGAAUCGGAACCAGAGCCGGGCCCGAGUGCCGCCCGGCCCGAGGAAGGAGACGCCCCAGGAACGCCCCGGCUGGCCGUACCAGGAUUGUCCAGUAUACAGAAUGACGUGUGGGAAGCGUCGAUUACCAUCAAGCAACACAGGACGCUGCAAGAAAUGUACAGCAGGGGCCAGGUGGGGCGCAACUUCAACAUGCAGCGCAUCAUGGGCAUCAACACCGGCAUCGCGCCGCCCACCGCGCUGCUGCACGUGCCCCGCCCGCCCGACCACGCCCGCCCAGAGCCCGCGCCCACGCCGCCCCGACGCGGGGACAGCACAUCACCCUCCACAUCUGGCCAGACGCCGAGCAGAGAGCGGCGAGAGAGGGAGAGGGAGCGAGAGAGAGAGCAGGACAGCGCGUUCGACGACGACCGGCCCGAGACGCGACACUACAUCCGCCAGAAUCGGGACCGGCUGCUGUAUUAUAUUGAAGAGACUAAUGAAGGCAAAGGCUUUAUCAAAGAGCUGUGCUACUCAAAAGACGGGCGUAUCGUCUGCUCGCCUUUCGGGCGCGGCAUGCGUCUUCUAGCGCUAGACGACUCAUGCAGCGAACUUAGCGCGUUAGCAUGGUCCGAGGGCCGAGGAGGCGCGCGGCCCAUGCGAGAGGCCGGCCAAGUCCUAGGGCUCCACCAAGACCUAGUCGUCAGCUCCAAGUUCAACCCGCGCCACCACAUGCUCGUCACCGGCUGCCUCGAAGGCCGCAUCGUCUGGUACGAGCCGCACAGCGGCGAGUCCAUGUACUAGUUACUUAAUAAACAUCUCGUGUUUAUG
Ostrinia nubilalis (European corn borer) is the source of this 2389-nucleotide messenger RNA. Its product is annotated as DDB1- and CUL4-associated factor 10 homolog. The coding region runs from base 185 to 2362 and encodes 725 amino acids. NCBI's taxonomy places the organism in Eukaryota, Metazoa, Arthropoda, Insecta, Lepidoptera, Crambidae. The record is from RefSeq and is a predicted model, not a curated record. Gene Ontology annotation, cellular component: Cul4-RING E3 ubiquitin ligase complex. Gene Ontology annotation, molecular function: protein binding. The transcript is spliced from 13 exons.